AUGUCGACUGAUAAGAUCACCUUCUUAACCAACUGGCAUGCCACACCAUACCAUGCCCCGCUCUACCUUGCGCAAGCCAAGGGCUUUUUCAAGGACGAAGACAUCAAAGUCGCGCUCCUCGAGCCAAAUGACCCUAGCGAUGUCACUGAGAUCAUCGGCUCUGGAAAGGUCGAUUUGGGCUUCAAAGCCAUGAUUCACACCCUUGCUGCCAAAGCUAGAAACUUCCCAGUCGUUUCCAUUGGCAGUCUCCUGGAUGAACCGUUUACAGGGGUCGUAUACCUGAAAGAUUCGGGCAUCACCACCGACUUCCGAUCUCUCAGGGGCAAGCGCAUUGGGUACGUCGGUGAGUUUGGUAAAAUUCAGAUCGACGAGUUGACCUCUCACUACGGCAUGUCCCCGGAUGAAUACACCGCUGUCCGAUGCGGGAUGAAUGUCUCCAAGGCUAUCAUCAAGGGGGAAAUCGAUGCCGGCAUUGGCCUUGAGAACGUCCAGAUGGUGGAGCUCGAGGAGUGGCUCUCGGCACAAGGGCGCCCCAAAACCGACGUGCAAAUGUUGCGCAUCGACGAGCUUGCUGAGCUUGGCUGCUGCUGCUUCUGUUCGAUCUUGUACAUUGGCAACGAGAGUUUCAUUGACAAGAACCCUGACAAAGUGCGCUCAUUCCUCCGAGCUAUCAAGAAAGCCACCGACUUCGUCCUCACGCAGCCCGAGCAGGCAUGGGAUGAAUAUGUCGAUUUUAAGCCUACCAUGGGGACGCCAUUGAACCGCAAGAUCUUUGAGCGCAGCUUCGCCUACUUCUCGCACGACCUUAAGAACGUCAAAAGGGACUGGGAGAAGGUCACCAAGUACGGGAAACGACUGGGUGUCUUGGAUGAUGCUUUCGAGCCGAACUAUACCAAUGGCUUCCUCGGAUGGACCCUGGAUGAUGAGUCGCAGGAUCCGGCGGGAGACCAGAAGAAAAUGGUGGAGCUACAGUGUGAUGUCGCUCGUUGUGGCGGCUUCCGCCGCGUCCAUGGGAACGAAACAUACGUCAGGGCUUGA
Molecule: messenger RNA, 1038 nt
Organism: Neoarthrinium moseri
Lineage: Eukaryota; Fungi; Ascomycota; Sordariomycetes; Amphisphaeriales; Apiosporaceae
Exons: 4
Coding region: 1-1038 (345 amino acids)
Biological process (GO): thiamine biosynthetic process
Source: RefSeq, a predicted model, not a curated record